Arachis stenosperma is the source of this 1267-nucleotide messenger RNA. RefSeq names its product probable RNA-binding protein ARP1. Bases 155 to 1006 code for a protein of 283 amino acids. The transcript has 6 exons. NCBI's taxonomy places the organism in Eukaryota, Viridiplantae, Streptophyta, Magnoliopsida, Fabales, Fabaceae. The record is from RefSeq and is a predicted model, not a curated record. Gene Ontology annotation, molecular function: RNA binding.
CACAUCUCAAUAAACUAGAAAAAAAGAAAAACUAAGUGAUACCUUAGCUUCUACAAGAGUGUUCCAUAACCACAUUUUAGGGUUAUUAUUGUUCUUCUUCAUCAUCAUUGUUGCAAGAUACAACAAGAGAAUAAUAGAAUAGAAUAGUAUACUUAUGAUGAGUAACAACAACAUCAUUAACAACAACAACAUUGGUGAAAGAGGAGGAGGGCAAUUUGGGGACACCACUCUCACCAAGGUGUUUGUUGGAGGUUUGGCAUGGGAGACUCCUAAGGAGGCACUUAGACAACACUUUGAGAAGUACGGCGAAAUCCUCGAAGCCGUCAUCAUCUCCGACAAGCUCACCGGCAGAUCCAAAGGCUAUGGCUUUGUGACAUUCAAGGAGGCAGAGGCUGCAAAGAAGGCAUGCGAGGAGCAAGCAAGUUUGGUUAUCAAUGGACGCAAAGCUAACUGUAAUCUUGCUUCCCUUGGAGCUCGUCGCCCUAGGUCUAAUAAUUCUUCACCACCCCCACAACCAAAAGGUGCAGAAGGAUCCAACGGUGGAGGAGGAAGGAACAACGGAUCAAGCACUCCAUCAGGUAAUCACGUGCAGUGGUAUUAUCCUGUGGGUGCACCUCCGUCGCCAUACCACCACCAUCAUCAUCAUCCGACCGUUCCUUUUUAUGGGUACCCUACUACUCCUACCUACAUUGCAACUGACAUGAUGAAUUACAAUUACAAUCAGAAAAUGGGCUACGGUGGGGCCUACAUGAGUGGUGCCCACUUGUCUCAUGUGUACCCGAGGCAUGCUAUGGUGGGUGCGAACACACUGAUGCCAAUGUACCCUCUGUAUCACUAUCACCAUCCAACGGAGACAAUGGGCGUCCCUGCUCACUACUACCAUCCAACAGUGACUACUGGACACUACGCUGCUGCACUGCCAGCUGGCAUCGUAUCCAAGCCCGCAUCCAUGACUCCUCAUACAGGUACAGUUGGAAGUGUUGAUUGCUUUAAAGCAGUUGUCUGAGAAGAUUAGCUGUCCAAAGAUUUGAAGAACAGAGACACAGCAAAGGAAGAUGCAUCAUGCAUGGUUGGUGGCCACUCCCACACAGAGCAACAUUAUUAUUAUCUGAUCUGUAUUAUUGUGGCUCAAAAACCUUUUCUUUAUUAUUAUUAUUAUUUAAUUUUUAUAUUGUUUCAUUAAAAAUAAUUGUUAAUCUUAUUAAUUAAUUAUUAGGGUGUUUGAUCAUUGAUGAGAUUCUUUCAUUCUCUUUAAUUUCUACUCUAA